AUGACUCCACCGACAUCUCUGGCUAGCACUUUCUCUAUGAUUCUUCAAGAAGAAAGGCACCAGAAUGUAACUCGAGCAUUUGAUGUGCGUACAGAUGUGGUUGGAUUCUCGAUUCAGGCUCAACUCUCCUAUGGUCAUAAUCGUGUUCCAAUUGUAUGUUCUUAUUGUGGAAAGAAUGGUCCUCCCGUGAAAGAUUGUUUCCAACUACAUGGAUUUCCUGAAUCGCGUGGUGAUCAUGGUGUGAAUCGCGGCAGAGGUGGUGCGAGUUGGUCUUGUGGUCGUUCCGGUGGUUGUGGUAACUCGUAUGGUGCAACAGAACGGAUGAAACUCAACAGGAGGACGUGGUCGUGGGUUUGCUCAUUCUGA
Arabis nemorensis is the source of this 366-nucleotide messenger RNA. Lineage: Eukaryota; Viridiplantae; Streptophyta; Magnoliopsida; Brassicales; Brassicaceae. The record is from the annotation of a GenBank genome assembly.